UCUCUAGCUUUAGUGUCAUCUUUAAUCAUGGCUUGGAAUAAGAUUCAGCCAAAGGGACGCAUCGUAGAUAUUGGUGAUGGCUUUGCGCCCAUUGAAGUGAAUUAUGUGGGAUGCAAAACAUUUUCCAAAUGCAGUAGUUAUGGUAAAGAAGUGCCCGGCAUGAAUUGGCAUGAGUUUCGGGUUCUUCAUCGUAGCCAGUUAAAGUUUCUAGCAGAUCCUAAGAAAUUAAUACUCGAUGGAUUCUUUAAUGCCAUCGAUUCAGAGGAAUUCUAUCCAGUGGCCUAUGAAAGUGGUCCCCAAGUGGACACAUUUCUGGCCAGGAACUGUAAAACGGCAUUGGAUAAGCUCUUCGCCAAGGGCCUUAUUAUCACCCUAUCAACGAAUGCCCAACUGGAGAUAUUUGUCAUGCUGAAUGUGUCCAAACCCAUCACCGCGCACAUUAAUCCGCCCGUUGAGAUUGGCAAAGCCGUGGCCUCGCUCAUGGAGAAUCUGGAGCAACAGGAUGGUGUUACUGGAUUACUGAAUCUCUCGAAUUUCAGUUCACAUAGUCGCUUCGAAAAGAUAGUGGUCAGUUUGGCCAAUGUGAGCACCUUGCGUCAGGUGUGUCAGAAUGUCCAGCACGAUAGUGAUCGGUUCCAUAUGGUCAAUGGAUUUAUUUUUGCCAAUAAUGGCAUCUCGAAUCUGCUGCCAUUGAAUCUAUUCGCUGAUACAGAUUAUGCUUUGUUAGAUUUGUCGGGCAAUCAGAUUAAAUCACAUCGACGUCUUUGCUCGGACUUGGAGCGCUUUCGUGCCAAAGAGCUAAGACUCGCCAAUAAUCCCAUUAUCAAGAGCUCAAGCUAUCCAGAUUGCAUGAAGCCGUUGGCCAAGAAUUUCAAACUGGUCGACGGUGUGGCAAUUGAUAAGCUCGGUGCAACUUACACGCCCCUUAACUAUGAGAUUGACUUGGAAUGCGAUGGUGUUCGCAUUGAUUGGUCCAAUAAAAAGGAUUUGGCCACCUUUGAAGACAGCAAGCAUUGGCAUGCGUGCAAGAUACCCGAUUCUGGCCACACGUUGACUAAGGAUAUGCUCUAUGAUUGCUUUUUCAUUACAAUUAAUCAUUCUCUUAGUGAAUUCUUUCCUUGCUACUAUAAGUUUGAAAACGGCGAACAUAGUUUCAUAGUUCGAAAUUGUUAUGAUCAGAUCUGUCACUUGGUGCAGGUAUGCAACUUGGAAUUGAAAAUACCCCAGCUGGUUGUUGGGGAGGAUGGAGUGAAUCUAGACCGCUCAUUACCCUAUUAUUUGAGAAUGAAUGUCAGUCAGUUUAAGCCAUCGAGUCAUUUGGACCCUUAUGAGCGCAUUGGCAAAUGCUUGGAUGCCUGCUUCAAUGUCCAGGAUCGUGUUCUGAAACUAGAUAUGUUCCGUUGCACUCCUGGCUUGGAGAAUGUUAUGGUCUGUUUGAGUUCACCGCCAAUUUUAGCCAAAGUCCUAGACAUGGCGUCGCGUAAAUUCAUGAACCAGUGCACCGAACUGAAACUGUCGAAAAACAAGAUAACGCGUCUAGAUGGCCUCAAAAGUUUGCGCCUGAUGGUUCAUCUAAAGUCAUUGGAUUUGAGCCACAACUGGAUACACGAUCUGGAGGCUAUACGUCCGUUGGAGGUUCUACACUUGAAGUCAUUGACGAUCCAUGGCAAUCCUGUGUGCCAGAACUAUCGCAUGCCCAGCGAGUAUGUGGCAGCUGUGCGUGAAAUUUUCGUUGGUCUCACCAUUUUGGAUCAUGUGGAAUUGCGUGACGAUGUGAUGCCUACCCCUCAAAAGAAUUUCCUUUGCGAUGUUCGCGGCUACGAGUUGUGUGAGUUUUUUCUCAAAACGUUUCUAACCGGAUAUGAGUCGCGCGCAACGCGUGAGUGUCUUCGCAAAUUUUAUACGGAUAAAUCCAUGUUCACUUUAACCUGUGAGAUCCAACGUAAAGAUUAUCUCAAACGUACUCGCGCGUAUGCCACACAUUCGAGCAACAUCAAGAGAUUGGCGGACUUUUCACGUGCCAUCUGUGCCUAUCAUGUAGGCACCGAUGAGAUAAUCAGUCUAUUUAUGAAAUUGCCGGGUGUGCGACACGAUUUUGUCUCCCUGCAAACGGAUGUUAUGCAUUGGGAUGCCAAAUCGGCCAUUAUCUAUGUCAAUGGCUUGUUCGAAGAUAAGUCACUAACCACACAGAAGGCACGAGCACCCUUCUAUUUGGCCUUUUCCAGGCAAUUUGUACUUAAAGUUGAUGCCACUGGCUUGGGUAUUGGUAAGAAUGCUUCUCGCUGGAAAAUUACAAACGAGCAUCUAGAUAUCCUGGUACCCUCGCCGACUCAACUGAAGAACGCUUUCAAAAUGCCUUCAGCCAUGGCUGAUCCUCCUGGGGCGGUUGCCACCCAAGAGAAAAUCAAAAUCGAAUUGCAUAAAUCGCUACUAUUCGGCGAGACUACUGGACUGCGUCAACCGUGGUGCACCAAAAUUCUGGAAAUGGAAUCAUAUGACAUGAAGAACGCCCUUAAGAGAUAUCUCAGCAUGGAGGAGAAAAAUGAAGUACCCCUAGAUGCCUAUACCUAGACCAUGAAAGUUAGGUCGUACUCCUCCAUAUAUAACACUUUGACCUCAAACUAUGAAACAUUAGCUUUAAUAGCUUUUAUGAACAGAUAUAUCAUAUAUCUUGCGAUACUUUUCGUUUUGACUAUUGGCUGGCACUAUUUGUUAAAUGAAAGCCUAGUGCCUAUUUUUAGUUCCUAUAUUUAAGACUUGACCAAUCUUGGUCUUUGUUCGUGGAAACCGAAUUUGUCUCGCUUUAAUUACCAGCGAGUAUUAUAAACUUAAGAAAGAUGGGAGUCUUCCCAUGAAAUUGUUCCUUUUAAGUUUUCCGGAAGUGACUUAUCAUCUAUCCGAAACGAAUCAUUAACUAUUGAAUAAAUAUGUGAAACUUGUUUUCUCCCACCUAUUAAAUAUAAAAUCAUCAUUAUGUAACCAUUGUAA
Molecule: messenger RNA, 2988 nt
Organism: Drosophila willistoni
Lineage: Eukaryota; Metazoa; Arthropoda; Insecta; Diptera; Drosophilidae
Product: nuclear RNA export factor 2
Exons: 9
Coding region: 28-2571 (847 amino acids)
Biological process (GO): poly(A)+ mRNA export from nucleus
Cellular component (GO): nucleus
Molecular function (GO): protein binding; RNA binding
Source: RefSeq, a predicted model, not a curated record